UUGUGUUUCUCUCUAAAUCUAGAAUAUUAGAAUGAAUGACUUUGCAUUUCACAAUUGCUUGCGAUCGUAGCCUUAAAACACCAAAUAAAAAAGAUAAUUUUUAUCUCUUUUUUUUAAAUAUGCUUAACUGUAGUUAUGUAAACGGUUACCUUUAGUAUCCUUUCAUCUAUAUAUGUUGCAUACUUGAGAAUCAAGACUAAACGAAACACCGACUUCUAAGUAAAGAUAAUAUAAAAUAAAGUAUUUUCGAUGUGUCGAUAUAUUGAGGUAUAUUGAUUCAAACAUUAUUUUUGUCUAAUAUUUUAUUAAUAUACUAUUAUUCUCUUUUCUUCGCUAGAAAAUUUUAUUCCUGUAUUGAGAGAGAAAUAUAAUAUAUAGUUAAUUCUUUGCAUAAAAAAAAUUACUUAUAGGAAUAAUUCUCUUUACUACUAUGCGUAAAUAUCACUUUGAAAAAGAGAAUUGUUAUACUACAAAUUUAGUUUACGGAGAUACAGUUAUCAAAUAUGCAAGACGAUAGAAGAUAUCACAUAUUGUCGCGUCAUAAAUCUACAAACAUUCUUUAGGUACGAUAUCUUGUGUUUUUGUCUUUACUCCCUGUAUAAUAGCGCAUACGUCAGGUGGAAGUUAUUUUAAAAAUGAUAAAUAUAAUUUAAAAAUUUUCAAAGUUACUAAAACAAUAUAAUAUUAGAGUUUAUAACAUACGUCAAGCAAAUGCAGUCAAUUUUUUUUAAUUUAAACAAAAUAUAAAAAUGCAUGUUUUAAAGUUUACAUUUUUAAUUGUUACGUUUGUUGGGUGUUUUCGACCGUUAUCGUGGACGUCGCUAUUCAAACGUGUUAUUUACAAUCUCUACAGAAUAUUUAUAAUUAUCAUUUUAUAUAUUUUUGCCUUUUUACAAUUUAUGGACAUUACGUUGAAUGUUGAUAAUCCCGAUGAUUUUACGAAUAUUUUAUAUAUGGCUUUAAAUGUGUCCGUCUCCGGUUAUAAACUACUCAUAAUGUGGUUAAAUUAUAAGAGUGUUACAACAUUAAUUAUCAAGCUUAAUGAAGAACCAUUUAAACCAAUGAAUACAGAUGAGUUAAAAAUUCGCCAAAAAUUUGAUAAAAUAAUACGGUGUAACACAUUACGCUACUCGAUUUUAAUUGCAUCAUCAUGGACGUUUAUGAGUUUGAUGUCGUUACUCACUGACUUUAAAAACAGAAAGUUAACAUACAGAGAAUGGGUACCAUACGAUUAUUCGUCCUACAUGGUGUUUUGCAUUACAUAUGCUCACCAGUUUCUGAGCACGUUUUAUUGUGCUAGUGUAAACGUCGCUUGCGAUACCCUUAUAUGUGGAUUCCUAAUGCACGUGUAUUGUCAGAUCGAGAUUUUGGAAUACCGGUUGAAAAAGAUUUUAGAUGAUGAAAAUAUUCUAGCCUACUGUAUACAUCAUCAUAAUAGUAUCUUUAAAUUUGCAUGUUCAAUAAAUGCAAAAUUCUCGCAAAUAAUCGGAUUACAAUUUAUAACAAGUACAUUAAUAAUAUGUUCUAAUCUGUAUCAAUUGAGCCAAUCGUCACUGAAUACAGACAGUAUUGGGUUAAUUGGAUUCACAUGUUGUAUGUUAACAGAAAUAUUUAUUUAUUGUUGGUUCGGGCACAAAAUCAAAUCAAAGAGCAUUCAACUAGUUGACAGUAUUUUUCAAAUAAAGUGGCCAAUGUUAAAUAACAGCGUCAAAAAAAGUCUAUUAAUAAUUAUGAAACGCACAUUAGUGCCUAUCGAAUUUACUACUGCACACAUCAUCAGUUUGAAUUUGGAUUCUUUUGUGACGCUGCUUAAAACCUCAUACUCUGCUUAUAAUUUAUUAGUAAGAGUGCAAGAAAAGUAAUAUAAAUGUAAUGUGUUCUGUUUUACAAUAAAGAUAAUUGCAAAUAGUAAUAAAAAUAAAUUAUUAUAUUGAUAGCAGUCUGCUAUCCAAUAUCAGACAAAUAUCCAGUAUUCUAGUUAUAUUUAGUAUUUAUAAAUUUAGUAUUUUAAAUUUCAUGUCUCCAUAUAAAACAUAUAUUCGUUAAUCUCAUAAUAUUAAAUCAUAAUCUU
This is a messenger RNA of Monomorium pharaonis (pharaoh ant), 2071 nucleotides long. Its product is annotated as odorant receptor 46a. Bases 750 to 1862 code for a protein of 370 amino acids. The record is from RefSeq and is a predicted model, not a curated record. The transcript is spliced from 5 exons. NCBI's taxonomy places the organism in Eukaryota, Metazoa, Arthropoda, Insecta, Hymenoptera, Formicidae. Gene Ontology annotation, cellular component: plasma membrane. Gene Ontology annotation, biological process: sensory perception of smell; detection of chemical stimulus involved in sensory perception of smell. Gene Ontology annotation, molecular function: odorant binding; olfactory receptor activity.